AUGUCACCGCUCAAGUGUAUACUACUGUCUAGUCUCCACGUGAAGAAAGAGAACGGCGAAAAAAUGUUCAACAUCUCAAUUUCCAUCCUAAAAUAUCACAAUCUCACACUUGCCGACAACUGGGCUCUCUUAAAUCUUAUACAGGUUCCGAAAAAGGCUUAUACAUCUUGCCCUCUCAUUGGCUGA
Sclerotinia sclerotiorum 1980 UF-70 is the source of this 186-nucleotide messenger RNA. RefSeq lists its product with no specific name. The transcript has 2 exons. Lineage: Eukaryota; Fungi; Ascomycota; Leotiomycetes; Helotiales; Sclerotiniaceae. The record is from RefSeq and is a predicted model, not a curated record. Bases 1 to 186 code for a protein of 61 amino acids.